Leptosia nina is the source of this 615-nucleotide messenger RNA. The record is from the annotation of a GenBank genome assembly. Lineage: Eukaryota; Metazoa; Arthropoda; Insecta; Lepidoptera; Pieridae.
AUGGGUCAUCAUGUGAGUUCGUUGUUUUCGAGUCUCGGGAGGUUCUUCGAGUACCCCGUGAAGAGAAAACCAAUAUGCUUUUACAGACAAGAAGAUUUUACUGCAACCGGUGAACCACAAAAGAAAGUAACUGAUAACCAGAAAUCCACUAAAACUGAUUAUGAUAAGUUGGUGGAAUUGUUUUACAAGAGGCUGGCCGAACAGCGUCAGUACAACCAAGAGAUGAAAGAAAAAGAUAGACGUUGGAGCAUGCAGAAGGUAGUGGAACGCUUUCCAGGCUGGAACGAAGUGACCAUCGCGAACCUUCAUAGCCUUUUCUUGCUUUUCGAUAACCAAUCGAAUGGGAUGCUUGGUUUCGACGAUUUUUGUGCAGUCCUGGAAAGUUUAGGAGACGAAAGUUCAAUGGAGGUGCGCAAGGAGAAAUACAACGCAGCCGACACAGAUAAUGAUGGUUGGAUAACAUAUGACGAUUUCUUAUCGUUGGUUUACCACUUCAGUCCCCAAGAGGAUGGUCAGCUGACGGGACUCGCUCAACUAUGCAACGACGUGGCUGAUAAUAUACAGUUUGUUAGCAACUUAACGGUUGGCGAGCAGUUGGAGUAUGGGUUAUUUUAA